GGCUGCUUUGCACAAUUUGCACAUCCAGUUCUGCAACUCCAACACAAAUUCCAUCAUGGCCGACUCGCAAAAUGACGGUGCUCACGCACAAGCAACUUCGAGCCAGGCCAAAACGUUAGCAACGAACUCAAAUUCGAAAGGGAAGGGAAACGACCAGAAGAACAAGAACAAGACGACGCACGGUAAAGAUUCUCCGGGAAGGACAGCCAAGAAUCUCGAAAUGGUCUCUAGCGUGCAGCUUGCAGAGCUCGAUGAAGCAUACGGAGAUCCGGCUGUUGCAGUAGCUAUCAAGAACUAUAUGUUCCUUGCCUCGUAUAACCGGGUUGAUAUCAGCGAGCCAACGAUUCUUGUACCAGGUAGGCUCUUGAACAAAGGAAGCAAAACAUUUGAAGAAAAUUACUGAUGGAUCAAACAGGUAAGCCAGCACGAUGGGCACCUCCGCUCCCGGUCACAGCUCGAUGGGCAGCAUGUUUCGCUGCACUGCUCUUCAUGCAACCAUCAUAUACCCUGCUUCCAGGCUCCAUCGUCGCGGACCGCAAUAGCAUUCGCAAGCUUCUCGAUUUUGUUUCUGGCAAAAGGUCGCAGUACGAUUGGCAAAUCGACGCUCAGAUGAUGAAGGGCACCAUUUUUCUGACUCGGUGGGAGAACGACCCAUCCCAACACGUUAUAGACAGGUUUUAUGAUGGAUACGGCAAAUCUUUUGAGAAGGCUUUCCUUGAGCAUGGAGUUGGUCUCGAAGAUAGCAGUUCUCAUCAUCGCAUUGUUAGUUAUGAACUGGGAGGUAUGCGAUGGAUCUUGCAGUUCGAGGCCGAUGGCUAUCUUGUCGACAACGACGCUGAUUAUGGGUUUGCCACGGACCAAGGAACUGAUGUGUCUGUAGUGGCACUGCCACUUUCGAAACGUGUGGAUGCCGUAUCUCUGAACAGCAACCAACAAUAUGAGAUGUUGGAAGGAGUCAAAGUCAUUCGAAGAGGGAGUUUGGUGUCUCCUGAUUCAAUCAUUGAGGCGAGGACCAGAAAGAAUGGUUCGAAGAGCCCGUCUGGGGACGAAAGUACCUCAAUCUUGGUUCUCCAAGACGAAUCACAUGUUUAAUGGUAAACAUGUUGACGGUGUGGUCGACGCUAUGGAAAAGGUGGACUUUGCUGAAGUAUUUCCGCGUUGGGAAAAGGAAACCAAGGAAAUCCGAAAAAGCUGAUGCACCUGAUCGAAAAGAUUGGGGAAGUUGCGAAGCAAACGGAUCAUAGCAGGUGUUUUGUCGCCUGGGAAAAGCAUCAGCCUCAAGUUGUGAAGUUCUUCAAGGCCGCAGAUGCUCAGACGGGGUUGGCGUUUUCUCAGGAUACGGUGGAGAGGUUCUGGGGAGAGAGAACUUCAGUGGGAAAGAUAGAUGUAGUAACAAUGCCAAUCUGACGGUUGAAGUCAACAAUCGCGUAUUAAUGCUCAGUGAUCACCUUAGACAUUGAUAGAUGAGGAAAUGUGAACAGCAA
This is a messenger RNA of Mollisia scopiformis, 1484 nucleotides long. RefSeq lists its product as uncharacterized. NCBI's taxonomy places the organism in Eukaryota, Fungi, Ascomycota, Leotiomycetes, Helotiales, Mollisiaceae. The coding region runs from base 403 to 1092 and encodes 229 amino acids. The transcript has 3 exons. The record is from RefSeq and is a predicted model, not a curated record.